Messenger RNA from Acanthopagrus latus (yellowfin seabream), 2316 nucleotides. RefSeq names its product very long-chain acyl-CoA synthetase-like. The transcript is spliced from 10 exons. The record is from RefSeq and is a predicted model, not a curated record. Gene Ontology annotation, molecular function: long-chain fatty acid-CoA ligase activity; long-chain fatty acid transmembrane transporter activity. Bases 1 to 1839 code for a protein of 612 amino acids. NCBI's taxonomy places the organism in Eukaryota, Metazoa, Chordata, Actinopteri, Spariformes, Sparidae.
AUGCUCGUCUGGAUCGUGUUUGCCGCUGUGCUUUUUCUCAUCCUUUCAUUCCGCUUCCCUUACUUUUUCCAGGAUGUCCAACACGUCCUAGUGAAGUUGUACACAUCGCGCCUCGUCCGGAAAUACAUCCGGACUAAUUACUUCAUCCAGGACCGGUUCUCGGACCUGGUGCAGCUGCAGCCGCACAAGCCGUUCCUCCUCUUCAGAGAUGAGACGUUCACCUACAGGGACGCGGACGAGCUCAGCAACAAGGCUGCGAGAGCGUUCCUGCAGGGCGGACUGAAGCAGGGCGACACGGCCGCGCUGCUCCUCGGGAAUGAGCCGAUGUUUGUGUGGCUCUGGUUGGGUUUGAUGAAGAUCGGGUGUUCUGUUGCUUUCCUCAACCACAACAUCAGAUCCAGGAGCCUGCUGCACUGCUUCAGCUGCAGCGGGGCCAAGACCUUGGUGGCUGCCGAGGAGCUGCAGGAUGCUGUGGAGGAGGUCCUGCCCAGUCUGUUGGAGGAGCAGGUCAAAGUUUUCAUCCUGGCUGACCGAUGCAGAAGGGCAGAUGUGCAGAGCUUCAAAGACAAGAUGAGCCAGUCCUCCUCUGAUCCUAUAUCCAAAGAUUUUAAGUCACACUUAACCCCGCAGAGUCCAGCAGUCUACAUAUACACAUCAGGAACAACAGGUUUACCUAAAGCAGCAGUGGUCCCUCAUUCCAAACUGUGGGCCUUGGCGAAGUUUCCUUCUGUCGCAGGACUGAAGUCCACAGAUGUGAUGUAUGAUAGCCUCCCUCUUUAUCACUCCGCUGGCUUCGUUGGUAUUAUCUCAACCAUUGAUAGAGGCGCGACAGUGGCUUUGAGGAACAAAUUCUCUGCCUCUCAGUUCUGGGACGACUGCAGGAAACACGACGUCACCGUCGUACAGUACAUCGGUGAAAUCAUGCGCUACGUCUGCUGCACGCCAAAGAAACACAACGAUCGGAGCCACAACGUGAGACUCGCGAUAGGCAACGGGUUAAGGGCGGAUGUUUGGAGGGAAUUCGUCAACAGGUUUGGAAACAUUACCGUCAGAGAGUUUUACGGAGCGUCAGAGGGGAAUUUCUCCAUGAUCAAUUACUGCAACAAGAUCGGAGCAGUUGGGAGAGACACCUUCCUCCUCAAGAGGUUUUUCCCGUAUGCUCUGAUCAAACUCGACACAGACACAGGAAAGCCGUUGAGAGAUUCCGAUGGCUUAUGCAUAGAGGCUGACAAAGGUGAGCCUGGACUUCUGGUGAGUAAAAUAACAGCUACUACGCCGUUCACUGGUUAUGCGAGAGACCUGCAGCAAACUGAGAAGAAGAAGCUGCAUAACGUCCUCAAGAAAGGAGACGUUUACUUCAACAGCGGCGACCUGAUGACCAUCGAUGACGACAACUUCAUCUACUUUCAGGAUCGAGUCGGCGACACUUUCAGAUGGAAAGGAGAGAACGUGGCAACAACUGAGGUGGCGGACAUCCUUGCAGUGCUUGAUGGCAUUGAAGAAGCCAACGUGUACGGAGUUGAAGUGCCAGGUCAGGAGGGGAGAGCUGGCAUGGCUGCUGUUACUUUGAGGGAAGGACAGAUUUUUGAUUCUGCUGGUGCUUUUAAGCAUGUCGAAAAAUUCCUGCCGGACUACGCAAGGCCACGUUUUCUCAGGAUUCAGAGUUCCUUGGACCUCACAGGCACGUUCAAGUAUAUGAAGACGAAGCUGGUGAAGGAGGGUUUCGACCCAAAUCAGAUAACAGACCUGCUCUACUUUCUGAAUGUCAAAGACAAGGAUUAUGUCCCACUUACACUGGACAUAUUCAGUUCAGUGACAUCAGGGAAGAUCAAAAUUUAAAGCUGCUUUCUUUGUCUCUACCUGUUUGCACUAUGACACAUCAGCCAUUUGAAUUGUGGCUGUUUUAUGAUUUGUGAUUUUAUCUUUUGACCUGCGUGACUGUGAAUUAACUCAGGUAUUUCUGAUAUUGAUAUCAGCCAACUUGCAUAAAAAGGUCUAGAUAAAGUGCAUGCUGUCUGUGUCGACAUACACUCUAAACAAUAAUUUGCCUGAAACUGACUUCAAGUUUAUUAAUUACAAGUAGAUUUCUCAUUGAAUGAUCUGACAUAAAAUCAAUGUAAAGGGUCACAUUUAAAGCAAAGUUUUUUUCUGCCACAUUGAGUCAAAGUGUAUAAACUGUUGUGUUGUAUAAUAAGUGUAUAAUCACAUUAUAUAGAGGUUCUACAGUUUGUUUGAUAAUGGAAUAAACACAUAAGGUUAAUGUAUUAUUCUGCAUUUAAUUAGACAAAGUUCUUGAAUACAUUCAUAUUGAUUCAA